AUGAAGGUGGAGGUUGCUUUGCCCAGCGGGCGCAACGCUUCACUGAGUCUGGCGCCAGAGGCGCAGGUCAGCGAGCUCCGGGACCUAGCGGAGGCGGCCUUGGGGCGCCGCUUCCUGCAGCUCGCCUUCCGGGGGGAAGCGCUGGAGCUGGCGAAGACGCUCGCCCAGGUGGGCGUGGGAGAUGGGGACACCGUGGAUGCCAUCGCUCAGCGCGUAGAGCUGGCGACCACGGGACUCGCCUGCGCGCUUUAUGUGAAGGGCACGGGUGUGGUGACCUGGGGCGAUCCCAGGUAUGGAGCAGACAGCCGACCGGUGCAAGAGCAGCUGAGACGAGUGCAACGGAUUCAGGCGAGCACUCAGGCGUUUGCCGCCAUCCUGGAUGAUGACUCGGUGGUGACUUGGGGCAGUCCAGAAGCUGGCGGUGAUAGCAGGCAGGUGCUUGAACAGCUCACACAAGUCCGGCAGAUCCAAGCAACCUCCUCGGCUUUUGCUGCCAUCCUUUUGGAUGCCAGUGUGGUGACUUGGGGAGAUCCCUAUUACGGCGGUAGUAGUCGGCAUUUGCAAGAGCAGCUGGUCAAUGUGUGUCAGAUCCAAGCAACAUACUGUGCCUUCGCUGCUCUCCGGAGCGAUGGCUCAGUUGUGACUUGGGGGGAUCCAGGAUAUGGUGGUGACAGUUGGGAGGUGCAAGCGCAGCUCUGCCAGGUGCGACAAAUUUCAGCCACGCAAACGGCGUUUGCCGCCAUUCUGCAUGACGGCACUGUGGUGACUUGGGGAAAAUCAGAGUCUGGGGGUGACAGCAGCCAAGUUCGGCAGCAGCUGACACAGGUCUGCGCAAUCCACGCAACCCGCACGGCCUUUGCCGCCAUCCGGGAGAAUGGCACGGUGGUGACAUGGGGGCAUCCGCAAAACGGGGGCGACAGUGAGUUGGUGCAAGAUCAGUUGCGGCUCGUCCAGCAGAUCCAAGCGACGGACAAAGCAUUUGCCGCCAUCCUGGCAGAUGCUUCAGUGGUGACUUGGGGUGAUGCGCACCUUGGGGGCGACAGCAGCCAUGUGCAGCUGGCACAUGUUCGGCAGCUCGUAUCCACCUGGGGCGCUUUUGCAGCUCUACUGGACGGCGGCCAUGUGGUGACUUGGGGCCGUGCCGACUGUGGCGGCGCCAGAUGUGAACUCAGCGCCGUGGAGAUCACAGCUGCAGCUGCUGCCGGCGCUUUUCUGGCCAUUCUGGAGAAUGGGGACAUGGUGGUUUGGGGCAAGCACCCCUGUGGCGCAGACAUCCGCCAGAUGCAGGAGGAGGUGUCCAGAUUUGCCAAGACAACUCAGGCCCCGGUUUAA
Molecule: messenger RNA, 1332 nt
Organism: Effrenium voratum
Lineage: Eukaryota; Dinophyceae; Suessiales; Symbiodiniaceae
Source: the annotation of a GenBank genome assembly